Cynoglossus semilaevis (tongue sole) is the source of this 1754-nucleotide messenger RNA. Its product is annotated as von Willebrand factor C domain-containing protein 2-like. Gene Ontology annotation, cellular component: AMPA glutamate receptor complex. The record is from RefSeq and is a predicted model, not a curated record. Bases 266 to 1015 code for a protein of 249 amino acids. NCBI's taxonomy places the organism in Eukaryota, Metazoa, Chordata, Actinopteri, Pleuronectiformes, Cynoglossidae. Gene Ontology annotation, biological process: negative regulation of BMP signaling pathway. The transcript is spliced from 3 exons. Gene Ontology annotation, molecular function: protein binding.
AUUGAACGGGGAGUUUAAAGGGUAAACACGUGAUUACAUUGAUAUUCAAAUAAUUAAAUGAGUGAAUAAAAUGACACAAUAAUGAGUGAGUGAACAGACAGAUAAAUGACUGGGUAGUUGAGUGACUGAGCAGCAGCAGCAGAUCAGUGACGCGCUCUCAGUAACACAGCGCGUCACCAGCGCCUCUGGUUGGAGCGUCUCUCCAGAGCAAAGGAGAAAAACACACACACACGGUGCAAAAGUCAGCGCGAAAUUUGCGGUCACCAUGAGCCGCCGGUACCGUGCGCUCCUCCGGUUCUCACUGCUACUGCUGCUCCUGGAGCCCGCGGACGCGGCGGCGGCGGUGGAAUACUCCUCCACCAAGACCGACCUGGACUACGAGUUCGGUGAUUACCGGGGGAAGUGGUGCAUCGACGACCACGGUUUCGUCUACGCCAUCGGAGAGGUUUAUUACCCGAGCCCCAGCGGGUGUCCGUGCACAUGCACCGUAGACGGACCGGUAUGCAUUAGACCCAAGUGCCCGCGCAUCCACCCCCGGUGCACCCGCAUCAGGUACAAGGCGUGCUGCCCGGUUUGCGAGGCCGUGGCGCGGGUCUGUGUCUACGGAGGGAAAACGUACCGACUCCUGGAGGAAUUCAGGUUGUCGCGGUGCGAGCGGUGUCGCUGUGAAGCCAACAGAGAAGUGUACUGCAGUAUUUCUGAAUGCCCCGCCCCUCACUGUGUCAACCCCACCUACGAACCCAACCACUGCUGCCCGGUGUGUAAGACAGGUCCAAACUGCUUCGCCGGGAGCCGGGUGAUAGCAGCAGGGGAGCGGGUCAACAUCGACGAUCAAACCGUUUGCUACUGCACCUAUCGGGACGGGACGUGGCACACGCAUCCCCACGCCACCUGCGAGCUGCGCAACCAAACCAGCCCCCCCACACGUGAUGAUCGCAUCGAAAUCUUCAGAGACGAGGAAGCCCGGGGGACGGGGGGGAGGCCCAGUAUCCCCUGGCUGGACGCAAUUCCAUAAAGUGGACCGUUGAUGAAAUCAGUCGGAUGAAAACGAGCAGUGAAAAACUUCAAAAAGUCAAAUAUUAUGAGUAAAAUGUUACUGUGAGAAAUACAUAAAUAGUAACUAAUAAACGGCCACUUCUUCAGGUACAUCCACUCUGUACCUGAUUGUGACCCCCGCCCCACAUUUAUGCUAAUAGUGCUAAUUACAUCAUGUAUUUUAUCCACCACAUCCUCAUGACUCUGACAAGAACAUCUUCUUGUAGCUCCUCCCUCUCAUCAUCUCUUCUACUGUUACAGUAACAUCUACAUUAUUAAAUCUUCUCAGGUCUCAUCCUCUCCCCGACACCGUCCCCCUUAUCUCUGAUCCGUCCUCCCUGAAGAUCCACCCUCAUCUGCUUAUCUCUGAUCCGUCCUCCCUGAAGAUGAUGUCAACAUCUUCAUCUUCUCAGCCUUCUGGUCCAUCUCUAAACCAACCAUCAUAGCAGAUCUCACUGCUGUCCUAUUUCCCUUCAACUUUGUAACAACCUUUCUGUUAGAAAUCAACAAGAACUUAUAGCACAAACCAACUAAGACCGACAUCAAGAGUGAAAUAGGUAAAAAUAGGUGAGUAUAUAUUUGUCGUUGUACUUUAUGAAUGAGGAGCAGGUGUCAGGUACAGACGGUGGCCAUGACCUGCUGCUCUCCAUCUGGAGUCAUCAACAUGUCCAACCCUGUCUCUCUGUCUCCAACAGACACUGCAGUAGGUUAGUAAGGGG